AUGGCUCCUCCGACGUUCUUGGCGAUAGAGAAGGCGAAGGAGGCGCGUGUGCCUCCUGCGCCUGGAAAGCCGCAGAGUGUCACAGUGCCAGGCACGGAAAAGCCCGGCUAUAGCCCCAUAUACCGUCAUCACAGAUUCACAAAUGGUUUGCUGACGACCUUUGACCCUGCGAUUGUGAAUAUGCACGAUGCAUUCGAGAAUGCCGCGAAUCGUGUUCCGCGCAGCAGAUGCCUCGGCAGCAGAGCGUGGGAUCCCGUCAAGAAGGUUUUCGGGCCAUACACCUGGGAGACUUAUCAAACAGUUCAGAAAAGACGGCGUGAUUUCGGAUCCGGCUUGGUCGACCUCCUCGCUGCAGAAGGACAUGUUGGCGAGAAGUUUGGAAUCGGGCUGUGGUGUCAGAAUCGACCAGAAUGGCAAAUAACAGAUCUUGCGGCGUUGUCUCAGAAUCUCUUCACUGUGUCCCUCUACGACACCCUUGGUCCCGACACGACCGAGUACAUCAUCAACCAUGCACAGCUCCCGCUAGUCGCCACAUCCGUAAACCAUAUCACAGCUCUUCUCAAACUAAAGCCGCGGUUACCAACGCUGAAAAUCAUUGUAUCGCUCGAUGUGCUCAGCUCUGGCGAGCUUCCCGGAGAGUCGAAACUGGAUGUUCUGAACUCAAUGGCCAGUGAGCUGGGCGUCAAGAUCUUCGACAUCAAGCAAGUCGAGGCGCUCGGAGAGAAGAACCCUAAGCCAUACAGGAUCCCGUCGCCUGAGGACCCUGUAACCAUCAAUUACACAUCUGGAACCACCGGAAACCCCAAGGGCGUGCUUCUCACCCACAAAGCAGCUGUUGCAGCCACGUGCUCGAGUUUCAUGGUCACCCAGUCCGGCAACGAUGACAUUAUAUGCUCAUUUCUGCCCCUGGCCCAUAUCUACCAGCGACUUGGUGAGAACACAGCACUCUGGGGAGGUGCGGCAAUCGGCUACUUCCAUGGCAACAUCGUCGAGCUCGUUGACGAUCUCAAACUCCUCCGCCCAACCGCUUUCUCCGGCGUGCCUCGUCUCUUUAACCGCUUCGGUGGUGCGAUCAAAGAGGCCACCAUCGAAGCUCCCGGCUUCCGCGGCAAGUUGUCCCGUCGAGCCAUUGACACCAAGCUCGCCAGCAUGGCGCGCAAAGACAAGCCCACCAACAAACACUUCCUGUACGACCGCAUCUGGUCGAAGAAAGUCUCUGCUGCCCUUGGCCUCGAGCGCUGCCACACGGUCGUCUCUGGCUCUGCACCCAUCGACCCAUCUCUUCAACAACUGCUUCGCGCCGUCUUCGCCAACAACUUCGUACAAGGCUACGGCCUAACGGAAUCCUAUGCCGUCUCGCUCGUCCAGAUGGAAGGCGAUUACACAGCCUCAAACUGCGGCUGCGUGAUGCCGACGAUCGAGGCGCGCCUGCGCGACGUGCCCGACAUGGAGUACCUCUCGACCGACAAGCCGCACGCGCGCGGCGAGCUCCUCCUCCGCGGCACCUCGCUCUUCACCGAGUACUACAAGAACCCAGAGGAAACGGCCAAGGCCGUCGACGCAGACGGCUGGUUCCACACCGGCGACAUCUGCGCCGUCGACGAGAUCGGCCGCUUCCGCAUCAUCGACCGCGUCAAGAACGUGCUCAAGCUCGCCCAGGGCGAGUACAUCUCUCCCGAGCGCAUCGAGAACGUCUACCUCGCAAACUGCUCCUGGCUGGCUACCGCGUACGUCCACGGCGACAGCCACCAGGCCUUCCUCGUCGCCAUCUUCGGCAUCAUGCCGGAGAGCUUCGCCGCCUUUGCAGGCAAGGUGCUCGGCACCACAAUCGACCCGACGGACAUUGCCGCGCUCAAGGAAGCCGCGCUCAACAAGAAAGUAGAACGGGCCGCGCACGCUGAACUCGAACAAGUAGCGCGCAAGAAUAAAUUCAACAGCUGGGAGCGCGUUAAAGGCCUGAGGAUGUUUGUCGAGCCCUUUACGGUCGAGAAUCAGCUGUUGACGCCGACGCUCAAACUCAAGCGUCCCCAAACGGCAAAAAUGUACCGCGACACGCUCGAUCAGCUCUAUGAAGAGGCGCUUGCUGAGGAGGCGGCUAGUAAGCCCAAGGCUAGGCUGUAG
This is a messenger RNA of Pseudovirgaria hyperparasitica, 2121 nucleotides long. Its product is annotated as acetyl-CoA synthetase-like protein. The record is from RefSeq and is a predicted model, not a curated record. Gene Ontology annotation, biological process: long-chain fatty acid metabolic process. The coding region runs from base 1 to 2121 and encodes 706 amino acids. NCBI's taxonomy places the organism in Eukaryota, Fungi, Ascomycota, Dothideomycetes, Acrospermales, Acrospermaceae. Gene Ontology annotation, cellular component: endoplasmic reticulum; membrane. The transcript has 5 exons. Gene Ontology annotation, molecular function: long-chain fatty acid-CoA ligase activity.